AGAGUCAAAAGGAAAGAAUAUUAUGAUCCGUUUUGAUUUUGAUCGUCGAUCAGAGAUAUAUCACAUCGGGAGUUCUCAUAAAUACAUCACUUUGGAAUCGUAUGACAUCUUAACCGUAAUCACGCGAUAUUUUUAACCGGAUGUAGCUAUAGCUUUCUUCGUCUAAUGAGGUGAUAUAACGACACGCUUCAGACUUCGUAGUUAUGAGAGUUCUUAUCAGUGUCUCAUCCCCUCAUCCAGGACUCACAUCUACCUGCUGAUAACAAAACUCCGCGAGAUAUUUAUUAUCAUUCCAUGAUCGGCGUGUAUAGCCUUCAGUUUAUCGUGCAAGAAUUGUAACAUCGUGUAACGUAAAAUGGAAGUAUCUGUAUCCUGUGUGCUGAUGAAGACGUGUGCUCUCGUGGUAAUAAUCUGUGCAAUCAUUUCUCCAUCUCACUCUUUCAACGUGACGGCUAAUGAUACAAACGUAUGCAAUACCACCCAAACGUACAUGGUAGCAUAUCGUACCCUUCAAUCUCGGAGCGAGCGGUACACUGAUUAUUGUAGCUGGUUGUCCUGGAGGGAAUGUUCUUACUACAGGAUAGUUUACAAACUUGUGUCAACUUUACACCAAGUUAAUAGAUCUGCGCUGACGUGUUGUGAUGGUUGGAUUUAUUCAAAUACAACAAAUGCAUGUGAUACUCCCCUAUGUGAUCCUGUAUGCAUUGAAGGGCAUGGAGUUUGUACGGCGCCUGGAAACUGCUCCUGCGGCCCUGGUUUCGUCGGUUCUCGAUGCGAGCUGGCAUGUCCGUCGGGUACAUUCGGCCAGAACUGUAGUCAGAAUUGCUCUUGUGCCGGUGAUGGUCCAUGUCAUCAUAUCACCGGGGAAUGCACCUGUUCACCAGGGCGGAUGGGAGUGGACUGCAAUGAAACCUGCCCAGAAGGGACAUAUGGUGCCAACUGCUCAUUCUCUUGUCUUUGUCAGAAUGAUACUACUCAGUCAUGUGACCCUGCUAAUGGGCUUUGUAGUUGCAAGCCUGGAUGGACAGGUUCAAUUUGUAAUGAAAGUUGUCCACCAGGAACAUAUGGACCAGAUUGCAGUCUUCGAUGCUCUUGCUCUCAUGGCGGUACAUGCCAGGCAAUAAAUGGAUCCUGCAUUUGCGGAACCGGGUGGACUGGCAUCCAGUGUGAAACACCAUGUCCGGCUGGAUUUCAUGGUCCAGGAUGCCAACAUCAAUGUGAUUGUGCUGGCGGAGGAUCGUGUGAUCGAUUUACAGGACUAUGUACUUGUGAUGUUGGACUUCAAGGACCUUACUGCAAUGAGACUUGUGAUCCUAAUUUUUAUGGACUGAAUUGCUUCAAUCGAUGUUCCUGUGAAAAUGGUGGCUUAUGUGAACCUAUAAAUGGAACAUGUAAGUGUGCAACUGGAUGGCAGGGCGAAUCAUGUGACCAGCCAUGUCCAAGAGGGACCUACGGAAUCAGCUGUCAGUCACCUUGUCUCUGUCGCAACGGUGGAUCGUGCAAUCACAUCACUGGAGUGUGCACAUGCUCGGCCGGAUUCAUGGGAGCUACUUGUGAGAGUCAGUGUGCGGAGGGGACCUACGGUGUUGGAUGCUCUGAGAGAUGUGAAUGCCAAAAUGGUGGUAACUGUAGCCAUGUUGAUGGUAGUUGUUCAUGUGCAGAAGGCUACAGAGGAAUCUUUUGUUCCAUGCUCUGCCAAGAUGGAUACUAUGGAAGCAACUGCUCAUCUCGCUGUACCUGCCAACAUGGGGACUGUAAUCACAUGACUGGCCUAUGUGAUGUAUGUAGACCUGGAUGGGAAGGAGACCUUUGUGAUCAAAGAUGUGCAGAGGGUUACUACGGUGACCAAUGUAACCAGACAUGCCAAUGCCAGAACGAAGGGCGGUGCAACCAUGUCAAUGGAACAUGUACCUGUUUGAGUGGAUGGAUGGGUGAGGUGUGCAGUGAUCCAUGUCCAGCUGGUACCUAUGGGCAGGAGUGCCUAUUCCAAUGUGCCUGCUCCAAUGGAGGGACUUGUAGAGCUGAUAACGGGGAAUGUAUGUGCCCCCCUGGAUACCAAGGAUUUUUCUGUGAAAAUCCAUGUGAAGAAAAUUAUUAUGGCCAAGGUUGUCUUGAGCAAUGCAAUUGCGAGAACGAUGCUGCUUGUGAUCAUGUGACUGGGAACUGUACCUGUCUCCCUGGAUGGGAUGGUCCAUUCUGUGCAGAAUCAUGUCGAUCUGGUUACUUUGGUGAUAGAUGCAAUCAGGAGUGUAGGUGUGGAAACCACUCUUCGUUCUGUAAUCCUUUGACUGGUGCCUGCACGUGUACAAGUGGAUGGCUAGGAGAAUCAUGUGACAUUCCUUGUCCAAAUGGUUAUUAUGGAAUGAAUUGUCUGUUGAGAUGUAUGUGUGAAAACGAUGGACAAUGUGAUCCUACCACUGGAGAUUGCAGCUGUCUUGAUGGAUUCUUUGGACUAUUCUGUGGUUCUGACUGCCAUUUCUUAGAAGGCAACUUGUAUGGUCAAGAUUGCUCUGAAACUUGCCCAUGUGAGAAUGGAGCUUACUGUGAUCAUCGAGACGGGAGCUGUACAUGCGAACCAGGAUGGAGUGGAGAACACUGCCAAGAUCCUUGCUCCAUUGGAUUCUUUGGCAUAGGAUGUAACUCCUCUUGUGAAUGCGAGAAUGGGGGCAUCUGUGAUCAUGUGACAGGGAGCUGUGAUUGCAUGGAUGGAUACAUGGGGGACAGAUGUCAAGAAACAUGCCCAGAAAAUUAUUAUGGACGUAGGUGCAGUCAGCCGUGUGACUGCCGCAACGGUGGCUCAUGCGAUGGUUUUACAGGUGACUGCACGUGUGCUUCAGGUUACACAGGGAAAUCUUGCAGUCAAGUUUGCCCCAAUGGAACCUAUGGCCUUUCUUGCUCAGAGAACUGUCAAUGUUCAGACAACGCUAUCUGCUCACACACUGAUGGUACCUGCAUAUGUGGGGCUGGUUUCACAGGCCCCUUGUGUCAAGAGCCAUGCCCUGAAGGAACAUUUGGAGCUAAUUGCUCUCUUACAUGCCGUUGUGUAAACGGUGAAUGUGAUGGUGUCACUGGAAGAUGUAGUUGCUUGGCUGGAUGGAAAGGGUCUACGUGUGAAUCUCACUGUGAUUUUGGAUAUUAUGGUUUAGGUUGUAUGGAACUGUGCCUUUGUGAAAAUGGUGCCUUUUGCAACAAUACAAAUGGCAACUGUACCUGUGCUAAUGGCUGGCAAGGUGAUGUCUGCAGUGAACCAUGUGAACUAGGAUUCUAUGGUAACCAUUGUCAAGAAGUUUGCUCCUGUGAAAAUGGAGCUUACUGUCAUCAUGUGAGCGGAGUGUGUCAUUGUUUGCCUGGAUAUAUUGGAGACCAUUGUGAGGAUACCUGCCAAAGUGGAUAUUAUGGGUCAGGGUGUAGCAGUGUUUGCGCAUGUCAGAAUGGAGGAGUAUGUGAACACACCAAUGGAACAUGUCAUUGUCCUGCUGGAUUCUAUGGCCCUUUAUGUGAACUCCAAUGUCCUCAAGGAUUUCAUGGUGCUGGUUGCCAAUUAGAUUGCCAGUGCCAGAACAACGCCACAUGUGAUCAUGUGACCGGAGCCUGCCAAUGUCGACCAGGGUAUAUUGGUGCACUCUGCGAGACACCGUGUCAAAAUGGGCACUAUGGUGACCGAUGCAAAGAGCAGUGUCAGUGUUUUCAUAACAGCUCCUGUGAUCAUGAGACUGGGGUCUGCAUAUGUGCCAAAGGUUACAUCGGUGACAUGUGUCAGCAUCCAUGCCCGAGACCCGACUUGUAUUUUGGUUGGAAAUGUGAGGAGCCAUGCAUUUGUCCACUUGGAGGACUCUGUCAUCAUGUGACUGGUGUUUGUCUUUGUGAAACGCUUGGUGAUGGAUCCGGAACUGCUUGUAGUGAACCAUGUGAUGAUGGUUACUAUGGCAAUGCUUGUAGGAUGCAGUGUUACUGUCAGAAUGGAGCAUCUUGUGAUAGAGUGACAGGAGACUGUAGCUGUACACCAGGCUGGAUAGGAGAACACUGCACAGAUCCAUGCCUUCCUGGGUACUUUGGUCAAGACUGUGCCUCAAUCUGUAGAUGCAAGAAUGGUGGUACCUGCGACCAGAUGUCAGGUAGAUGCACCUGUGCUCCAGGUUGGAAAGGACCUAACUGUGAGAGUGAGUGCCAUGAAGGAACAUAUGGAGACAACUGCAAUUCAACUUGUACCUGUCAGCAUGGUGGACUUUGUGAUCAUGUUACUGGGGAUUGCACCUGUCUGCCAGGUUACCAGGGAGUCCACUGCGAAAGACUCUGUGAUGAAGGAUUCUAUGGAGUUCUGUGUCAGGAAAGCUGUCUUUGUGUAAAUAAUGGUGUAUGUAAUCCCAUUAAUGGCUCAUGCUCCUGUCUACCCGGAUACAGGGGAAGGUUAUGCGAGUACCAGUGCCCAGUUGGAACCCAUGGGCAGGACUGCAGUGAACUAUGCAAUUGCCAUAAUGGUGGUUCCUGUGACUUUCGUACUGGGAAAUGUACAUGUAAUCCAGGCUGGCGGGGUAGGCAUUGUGAGUAUGAAUGCGAAGUUGGUAGGUAUGGAUACGAGUGCGCAGAGGGAUGUGCCUGUACCAAUGGAGCAUCCUGUCACCAUGUCACUGGAGAAUGCACCUGUUUGGCUGGAUGGAUGGGAGAUUACUGCAAUGUACAGUGCCCAGAAGGAUGGUAUGGUCUUGGCUGCAACAGCACCUGCCAAUGUCAGAAUGAUGGUGUAUGCAACAGGAUCACUGGGUACUGUGACUGCACAGAUGGUUGGCGCGGAACCUUUUGUAGCCUACCUUGUCACCAGGGAUGGUUUGGUAGUGAGUGCCUGGAUCGUUGUGAUUGCCUGAAUGGAGCUGUUUGUGACCAUGUGUCUGGUGUCUGUAGCUGUACACCUGGCUGGCAGGGGGUCAACUGUGCCACAUCCUGCGACUUGUGGCAGUAUGGCAAUUACUGCAACCAAACUUGCCUUUGUGAUGAUUCAUCAACUGCCUCCUGUAAUCCCAUAUCAGGGUUGUGUGAGUGUAUGCCAGGGUGGAUUGGAAGGACUUGUAGUGAUCCAUGUCCCUCUGGAUUCUUUGGACGAGAUUGCGAGAUGAACUGUGGUUGUGAAAACGGGGCCACUUGUGAUCCCACUGAUGGGUCAUGUAACUGUAAGCCUGGAUUCAGAGGUGUGUUUUGUGAAAACAUGUGCUUGGAUAACACAUAUGGAAGUGGGUGUAUCAAUACAUGUAACUGUGUGAAUUCUUAUUCCUGCUCUCCUUUCACUGGUGAGUGUUUGUGUUGGCCUGGAUGGACUGGUGAGAGAUGUGAUCAACAAUGUCCUCAGGGUUCUUACGGUGAUGGUUGUAACUACACCUGUGAUUGCUUGGUUGGAGAUGACUGUGACCCUGUCAGAGGCAGAUGCAACUGUUCAUCAGAUUCUGAACCACUUUGUCAAAAUGGUGGUAUCUGCAAUGGUCAUUCCUGUUCUUGCUCUGCUGGAUGGAUGGGAGACCAGUGUGAGACACCAUGUCCUAUCGGCCAAUAUGGGGAGGAUUGCAAUCAGGAAUGUUCCUGUCAGAAUGGUGCUAGCUGUGACAGGUUCAAUGGGGAGUGUUCAUGCCAUCCAGGCUGGUUAGGUCCCUACUGCACUAGAUCUUGUCCUGAUGGCUACUAUGGGCAGUGGUGUCGCCUACCAUGUGCUUGUGCAAAUGGUGGUUCAUGCAAUCAUGUAUCAGGUGAGUGUGUCUGUGCUCCUGGAUUCACUGGGGAUCAUUGUGAAGAGUCAUGUCCAGCUGGAACAUAUGGUCUCCAAUGUCUGUCAACUUGCUCAUGCCUUAAUGGAGGCAUAUGCCAUGGGAUAACGGGUGAUUGCAUCUGCCAAGCAGGCUGGGAGGGGCCAACAUGCUCGAGCCCUUGUCCGUCAAGAUACUAUGGAAAUCUCUGCAUGGAAGAGUGCCAGUGUCAGAAUGGUGCCCUCUGUGACCAUGUUGAUGGCUCGUGUUCCUGUGGGAAUGGUUGGCUUGGGGCUUAUUGUGAUAUCCCCUGUGAUGAUGGUACCUAUGGGCCAAACUGCCACAUGACAUGUUCCCACUGCCCACAGUAUCGUUGUGCAAACACUGAUGGAAGGUGCCUUCUUCUAGAGUGUCAACCAGGACAGUGGGGACAGGAUUGUGAGCAUGUCUGUCUGUGUAGGAAUGAUGGAGCAUGUGAUAGGCUGAAUGGAACUUGUUACUGCCCUGCAGGUUUCGGUGGAGACCUUUGUGAAUAUGAAUUCUUCCCCAUAGAAGAUGAUAUCAAUGAUUCUGAUCAAGUCAUUAAUGUCAGUCCUAAGAAGAGGACAGGCUCUGUGCCAAAAUUGACAGUAUCGGUUUCCUGUGUUGUCCUUAUUCUUGUAAUCAUUGCGGUCGUAGCUGUGGUCGUUUGGUACAAAAGAAAAAACAGGGGAGCCUACAGAAUUGAAGACCCAUUAUAUGUGAUGGGAACAGGUGGCAAUGACAGCCCCAUUAGUGAAGAAGUUCAAAUGUCAACGAUGGAGUCUGUCACUAGUACAGGAUCAGUCAAUACAAGUGAUGAGAGACAGUUGAUUGAUGAUACAUCAACAGGAGAGAAGGGUGUGUCUAGCUCCAAAGAAAACUCAAAAGACCUCAAAGAUGACCCUUCAUUGAGCUUCAAGAAUCCACUCUAUGGGAAUAACAUAUAAUCCAUUUAGGAGCUCCAGAACUUCAUAACCUGCUUUUAUCUUUGAAGUCAUCCAUAACACUUUUUUAAUAACUUAUGCACAGCUUUUUAGCACACCUCUAAUAAAGUGCUUAUAAGAUAUAAAGACAUUUUUAUAGAAGCAUUAGCAUAUUUCAUUUCAGAUUUCCAUCCAAUGGCUGCCACCAAUAUUGUCAGAUUAAGGAUUGUGUUAAGAUUGAUUUAUUGAGUUUAGUUGGUCUCAUCAUAAAUUCAAAAUCACUGAUUCAGCUGAUGGUGCAAUCAUAAUCAGAUAGGAAUGACCAGAGCUUUAUAAGCCAAGCUGUCAGUUAUUCAUCAAGAUACCUAUGAUGUUACAAUAAGGAUACCACCAUACCAUUAAUAAUACAUCCAACAGGCAUGGUCUCUGUAUCUGGUAUGCCUUGCUCUUGGUUACCCCAAUGGUCUGAUAGCUGGGUGCUCUCAGGUACACAAUAUGAUGAUCCUUGAUUAUUUGUUAACUAUUUAGUUUGAUAUUGACUUCCUUUCUUUAAUAGAUCAGAUACACUGUAUUGUUGAUAAUUUACAAAGGAGAAAUGUAUACAUUAUACCUCUCAUUUCUAUCAAAAUCUUAUUUUCUGUACUUUUUAUAAAAUUGAUUUAUCCAUUUAAGGUGGACUGCAUAUGGACAAUGACUAAGUGAGUGACUGUACUUUUUUCAAAUUCUGCCUAAUUUUGGUCUUUAUGUUCCGUUUAUUUCUCCAAAUGCAUCAACAAAAGUUGAUUGGUCAAGUGUUUUUAAUCGAUUAGCUUGUAUAAUUUUAGCUGGUAACUUCCAGGGGUAACUUGCCUUUGAUAAAAAGUUAUACAACAGAGAUCCUGGGCUGAAUGUAACUCAACUUUGUCACUUUACCAUUGUAUGGAAGAAUGUGAGCUGCCUUGGAAACUAGAUAUUGCUUGGACACAGUAGCGAACGCAGGGGGGUGUUAAAUGGGUUCAACCCCCCCUGAAAUUAUUUUCAAAACUUUUUUUUUGCUUGUCAAUUUGUUUUUGGGUAGGAUAUUACCUAAAAUUAUUUUAUUCAGCUUGAAAGCCCCCCUCCUUAAAAAAAAUCCUGCAUACGCUAUUGCUUGGAGAUGAUACUAUAACUAUUGGUGUGAUGAAUAGUAACCAGGGUCCCGUAACACAAAGGUUAGCGAUUGAUCGGAUGCUUGAUUUUUACGAUUGAUUGUA
This is a messenger RNA of Lytechinus variegatus (green sea urchin), 7905 nucleotides long. RefSeq names its product multiple epidermal growth factor-like domains protein 6. The transcript has 29 exons. The coding region runs from base 356 to 6697 and encodes 2113 amino acids. Lineage: Eukaryota; Metazoa; Echinodermata; Echinoidea; Temnopleuroida; Toxopneustidae. The record is from RefSeq and is a predicted model, not a curated record. Gene Ontology annotation, molecular function: scavenger receptor activity.